Aspergillus calidoustus is the source of this 372-nucleotide messenger RNA. The record is from the annotation of a GenBank genome assembly. NCBI's taxonomy places the organism in Eukaryota, Fungi, Ascomycota, Eurotiomycetes, Eurotiales, Aspergillaceae.
AUGUUCGCAAACGGAUCAAGCAGAGAUGUCGUACACUGUUACCGAGUUGCCUCUGUAGGCAUGCCUCGUGAUCACCAUGCGAUUUUUGUCGAGGUCAACGAUGACCAGUCCGGCCAUCUCUUCCAGGUUGUUGGAAACAUCCAGAAUGGCAUGACCCAUGGACACAGACCAGCCGAGAAGCCCGAGGAGUGGAUCGACUACCAAGGCAAAAUCUACAUUGGCAGAGUCUCUACCGCAAACUAUUCCCGAAUACAACCAAUCUGCGACGCGAUUCUCCCUCCAAAGAAACAGUUUGAAGGGCCUCGAAGGCUUUAUCCCGCAGAACCGAUCCACGAUGUCAGGAAUGGACGCAGGAGACUAUUGAUGCUUUAG